Molecule: messenger RNA, 980 nt
Organism: Umbelopsis ramanniana AG
Lineage: Eukaryota; Fungi; Mucoromycota; Umbelopsidomycetes; Umbelopsidales; Umbelopsidaceae
Exons: 4
Coding region: 20-775 (251 amino acids)
Source: RefSeq, a predicted model, not a curated record
UUUACUCAUCUUCCUAUCUAUGUCUUCUCAAAAACUCCAAGGAAAAGUCGCCUUCAUCACUGGGUCUGCGCGUAACAUGGGUGCAUCCUUUGCCUUAGCGCUUGCUAACCAAGGAGCAAGUGUUGUAAUCCAUCACCGUGGCAGUAGUCAGAAAGAAGCUGAAGCGUUGGCUGCAAAGAUCCAACAGCUGGGCGGUAAGACACUCAUCGUGACCGGUGAGCUUGCAAAUGUACAAACUAUCCGAGAUAUCUUUACCAAGAUCAAGCAGUCGCUUGGUCGACUUGACAUUGUCAUCAACAACGCCGGCGAGGUGUUGAAGAAGCCUUUCACUGACAUCUCUGAGGAAGAGUACGAUCGUCUUUUUGCUGUCAAUGCAAAGGCUCCUUUCUUCGUGAUGCAAGAAGCCUUGAAAAUUCUUGAGGAUAAUGGUCGCAUAAUCAAUGUCGGUACAACGCUUCUCGCUGUCACCACUGGAUUCUACUCCGCCUACGCAGGAAGCAAAGCUCCUUUGGAAGAUUUUACACGAGCUGCAGCACAGGAGGCAGGAUCUCGCGGUAUCACCGUGAACGUAGUAGCACCUGGUCCAAUCGAUACGCCGUUCUUCCACGGACAAGAAUCCAAGGAGUCAGUUGACUUCUUUACCAACGCAACUCCUCUCAAGCGUCUAGGGAAAGUCACUGAUGUUGUGCCUGUGGUUGAAUUCCUUUGCCUCCCUGAAUCGCAGUGGGUCACCGCUCAGACCAUCCUUAUCAACGGUGGUCUCAUUUCUCGCUAGAUGAAGUUCCACUGCGUAUACAGUAUAUGCUUAUAAUUAAAACUUCAUCUUCAAUUGACCAUCGCAGCAUCGUAAUAGUAGAUCAUAAAUUAAAAGAUCUUGUCAUGAUAAGUAGCCAGUUUCCUACUGAUGACUUUGAUAUAUCUUUCAGCUGUCUGAGCUUGCCGAAGCAUGUGAUCUGACAUUGAACAUUUAGUCCAUAUUG